Juglans regia (Persian walnut) is the source of this 933-nucleotide messenger RNA. Its product is annotated as ATP synthase subunit delta', mitochondrial-like. Gene Ontology annotation, molecular function: proton-transporting ATP synthase activity, rotational mechanism. NCBI's taxonomy places the organism in Eukaryota, Viridiplantae, Streptophyta, Magnoliopsida, Fagales, Juglandaceae. The transcript has 2 exons. Bases 106 to 720 code for a protein of 204 amino acids. Gene Ontology annotation, biological process: proton motive force-driven ATP synthesis. The record is from RefSeq and is a predicted model, not a curated record.
CUUCCCCUAUAUUCCCCUACAUUUGCUCGAGGUACCCAACCAGCAGCACCCGAACCAUCUCCCUCCGAUCCUGCAAGAGCCGAGCAACCCCAACAAUUUCACCCCAUGUUCCGCCGAGCCAGUGGCCUCUUGGCCCGAUCAUUAUUUCUCUCCUCCUCUAGGUCCUGGGUUCGACCAUUCUCGACCGAUCUCCCGGCGGCUCCGACCGCGGACUCCACCUUCGUGGAGGCCUGGAAGAAAGUGGUACCAAACAUAGAACCCCCCAAGACCCCUAUCGCCUUCGUGAAACCUCGCCCUUCCAUUCCCUCCUCCAUCCCUUCCAAGCUCACCGUCAACUUCGUGCUCCCGUAUGCCUCCGAGCUGUCCACCAAAGAGGUUGACAUGGUCAUAAUACCAGCAACAACGGGGCAAAUGGGUGUUCUUCCUGGACAUGUAGCAACAAUUGCAGAGCUGAAACCCGGUGUCCUGUCAGUGCAUGAAGGGAAUGAAGUGACCAAGUAUUUCAUCAGCAGUGGCUUUGCUUUCAUCCAUGCAAACUCAUAUGCAGAUGUUGUUGCCAUCGAGGCUGUGCCUAUUGAUCAAAUUGACCCAACUCUUGUCCAGAAGGGGCUCGCAGAGUUCACACAGAAGCUGAGCUCAGCCUCAACUGACUUGGAGAAAGCUGAAGCUCAAAUUGGAGUUGAUAUGCAUAGUGCUCUCAACUCUGCUCUGACAGGUUAAUAUUAUUUGUGUUUGUGCUCCCCUCUUGAUCUAGUCACUUUGUCACUUUUUACUUCUUUAUGGCUACCCUCAAUGACUCUGAUUUUUCUCCUGGAGCCAAUAUUUCUCAAGACAUUUGGUUCUUUUAUUUCUGCGUUGAAUGUGGGUUUGGUGGAAAUAAUCUUGAAAUGUGAAUUCUGGCAUUCAGAAAGUUGGAGCAGAACUUCCAAGGAA